CACACACACUCCGCCCAGCAUGGCCAACACUCCCCACGGCGGCGUCCUCAAGGACCUCAACGUCCGCGACGCGCCCCUCAAGGCGCAGCUCGCGCAGGAGGCAGCCGGCCUGCCCGACAUCGUCCUCACCGAGCGCCAGCUCUGUGACCUCGAGCUCAUCCUCAACGGCGGCUUCUCGCCGCUCGAGGGCUUCAUGGGCAAGGCCGACUACGAGUCUGUCUGCGCCAACAUGCGCCUGGCCGACGGCUCGCUGUGGCCCAUGCCCAUCACGCUCGACGUCUCGCAGGAGCAGGCGGCCACGCUGAAGCUGGCGCAGGGCGUGCGCAUCACGCUGCGCGACCCGCGUGACGACAACGCACUGGCCAUCCUGACGGUGUCGAACGUCUACACGCCGAACAAGAGCAACGAGGCUGUGACGGUGUUCGGCAAGGAGGACCGCGCACACCCGGCCGUCGCCUACCUGCAGGACAGCGUCAAGGAGCUGUACGUCGGCGGCAGCGUGCAGGCCGUCAGCCGCCCGCUGUACUACGACUACGUCGAGCAGCGCUACACGCCCGCCGAGCUGCGCCAGCACUUUGCCAAGGUCUCGUGGCGCAAGGUCGUGGCGUUCCAGACGCGCAACCCGAUGCACCGCGCGCACCGCGAGCUCACCGUGCGCGCCGCCCGCCAGCGCCAGGCCAACGUGCUCAUCCACCCCGUCGUCGGCAUGACGAAGCCGGGCGACGUCGACCACUACACGCGCGUGCGCGUGUACCAGAGCCUCAUGCCGCGCUACCCCAACGGCAUGGCGCACCUGGCGCUGCUGCCGCUGGCCAUGCGCAUGGGCGGCCCGCGCGAGGCCCUCUGGCACGCCAUCAUCCGCAAGAACUUUGGCGUGACGCACUUCAUCGUCGGCCGCGACCACGCCGGCCCGGGCAAGGACAGCACGGGCAAGGACUUCUACGGCCCCUACGACGCCCAGGUGCUCGUGACGGAGUACAAGGACGAGCUGGGCAUUGAGAUGGUGCCGUUCCAGAUGAUGACGUACCUGCCGGCGUCGGACGAGUACCAGCCCGUGGACGAGGUGGCGCCGGGCACGCAGACGCUCGACAUCUCGGGCACAGAGCUGCGGCGGCGCCUGCGCAACGGCGCGCCGAUUCCCGACUGGUUCUCCUACGAGAGCGUCGUCAAGACGCUGCGCGAGAGCUACCCGCCCAAGGCCAAGCAGGGCUUCACCAUCUUCCUCACCGGCCUGUACAACUCCGGCAAGGACGAUGUCGCGCGCGCACUGCAGGUCAAGCUCAACGAGCAGGGCGGCCGUUCCGUCUCGCUGCUGCUCGGCGAAUCGAUCCGCUCCGAGCUCUCCUCCGAGCUGACGUACAGCCACGAGGACCGCCACAAGCACGUGCAGCGCAUCGGCUUCGUCGCCGCUGAGCUCACGCGUGCCGGUGCUGCCGUCAUCGCCGCGCCCAUUGCGCCCUUCGAGGCUGGCCGCAAGGCCGCCAAGGCGCAGAUCCAGUCGACUGGCGGCUCGGGCAACUACUUCCUCAUCCACGUUGCCACGCCGCUCGAGUACUGCGAGGCCACGGACCGCAAGGGCCGCUACGCCGAGGCGCGCGCCGGCAAGAUCGCCAACUUCACGGGCGUGUCGGACCCGUACGAGGUGCCCACCAACGCCGACCUCACCAUCGACCUCUCGGCGCUCAAGGUCUCGGAGGCCGUGCACCAGAUCCAGCUGCUGCUCGAGGCCGAUGGCCUUAUUUAG
Molecule: messenger RNA, 1744 nt
Organism: Tilletiopsis washingtonensis
Lineage: Eukaryota; Fungi; Basidiomycota; Exobasidiomycetes; Entylomatales
Product: sulfate adenylyltransferase
Exons: 9
Coding region: 20-1744 (574 amino acids)
Biological process (GO): sulfur amino acid metabolic process
Cellular component (GO): cytoplasm
Molecular function (GO): adenylylsulfate kinase activity; sulfate adenylyltransferase (ATP) activity; ATP binding
Source: RefSeq, a predicted model, not a curated record